This is a messenger RNA of Brassica napus (rape), 1446 nucleotides long. RefSeq lists its product as uncharacterized. NCBI's taxonomy places the organism in Eukaryota, Viridiplantae, Streptophyta, Magnoliopsida, Brassicales, Brassicaceae. Bases 61 to 1311 code for a protein of 416 amino acids. The transcript is spliced from 4 exons. The record is from RefSeq and is a predicted model, not a curated record.
CGGUCGUACUAUUGUUAACUUUCUUUUUGAGAGAGACAACAACAAAAGUGAAAGAAGGGAAUGUCGUCGUCAAGGGAGCUACAAUACUUGGAGUACACUUACAGAAACAACCGUCCCACGACGGGUCUUCUCAACUCCAUCUUCAUGACCACCGUCAACACCGCCGCUCGUUCUCUCGUUUCCGUCGCCUCCACCGCCUCCACACCAGAUUUGGCUUCUAGGCGGUGGUCGGCUUCGGACCAACUCAGUUUCGCUUCGGGUCUUCUCACCGCGGUGGCGGAGAACGCGUUGGUACCGGUUUCAGCUCCGUCCUCGUCGUCGACGUCAUCAACGGCGUUGGUGAAGUAUUCAGGGUCGGGGAAUUUAAGUAUGAUGAUGGCUGACGGCGUUGAUGCACCUUCCGUCAGCUCUCUCGGUAGAGCACUUUGUCACGUACUAGCGCUGAUGAAUGAGAUUCCAGUAACCUCAAGAAAAUACCAUUUCACCAUGGGAAUGGCGGAGAAGAUCAUGGAAGAGAACGCCCUGAGCUGCAACGCGGAGCUACUCGACGUCAAUAGAACGGCCCUCGCGUCCUCCUUCGCACGCACAACUGCGCGUUUGCAGGACUCCUUGAAACGCUCUCGAACCGCAGAUGAGUCCUUCGGUGGUCUGCCUCUACGUCUGGUUAGCGCCCUCCCAUUAGGAGGCUAUGUUGCCUCCUCUGUGAGAGGGCUGACAACAGCAAUCAACACGGCCAGGUCCUUGGCCGAUAUGGCCGGUAACUUGUUAUCGCAGAGUAAGAGGAGGGAGUCUGCGUUGGUGAGAGCGGGUGGUUCUCAGGAGAAUGAGGUUGAGUUGGCUGUUGAGAAGCUGGCGGAGGAGCUGCUGUGGAUGACAGAGAAACUUAGGCGUUAUGGUGCGAUUGAAGAAGGUAUAAAACGGUGGAGUUAUGCUUCCGGUUUAGCUUCCUUGUCUCUCACGGCUGCUCCUAGGGUUCAAGGCCUUAUGGUCAAGAUUUCUGCGCUCUUAAUUGGAGAGUUAGCACGAGACACAACACAGGUUCCAGGACAAGUGAAGUUUAGACUCCUUGCAAACUGGCUACCUCUAUUUAGCCACGCUAGGAACGGGCUAGCGUUUCCCGUGCUGACAGGCUACGAGAGAGUUGAGGUGGAACGAGCCAUAGACAAAGCUAUCUCGACAUUGCCUGCAUUGGAUCAAGAAAUAUUGCUCACAAAUUGGCUCCAAGAUUUCUCAGUAUCAGCCUCCGAGUGGCCCGAUCUCACCCCAGCAUACGACCGUUGGUGUCACUCCAUUCGACAGAUGGCCGUGUAGACGAUGAAUCCUUUAGUCAUUAUGGUCAUGUUACAAAGAGAACAACAAAAAAACAUGGAUGCGUCUCGUAUUAGCUUUUGUGUCCAAACAUUUAUCUUAGUUAAUAAGACUAGUUUUCGUCUAGUCAAAGAUUCA